CCGCCGGACGCUCCGGUUCGCCCGCGGCGGUGGCGGCGCUUCCCGGCUCUGCGCGUCCCCGCGGCCGUGGUCUCGGCGGAGGCGGCGGCGGCGGAGGCGGAGGCGGCGGCGGCGGCGGAGGGCGCUCGGAGGCGCGGCGGGCGGACGGCCGGGCCGAGCUGCGGGUGCGCCGCCCCUGCUCCCGCCGCCGGGCCCGCGGCAGCGGCUCCCGCCCCGCGGCCCCCGGCCCCCGGCCCCGGCCCCGGCCCCGCAGGCCCCGCGCUCCCUUUGUCCGCGCCCCGGGCGGCGGCCCGGGCGGCGGCGGCCCCGGCGGCGGCGGCGGCGGCGGGGAGCGGCCCGGGCGGCGCGGCGAUGCCGGACCGGAUCUCGGUGGCGGAGUUCGUGGCGGAGACCCAUGAGGACUACAAGGCGCCCACGGCCUCCAGCUUCACCACGCGCACGGCGCAGUGCCGCCACACCGUGGCCGCCAUCGAGGAGGCGCUGGACGUGGACCGGAUGGUGCUGUACAAGAUGAAGAAGUCCGUGAAGGCCAUCAACAUCUCUGGGCUGGCGCACGUGGAGAACGAGGAGCAGUACACGCAGGCGCUGGAGAAGUUCGGCGGCAACUGCGUGUGCAGAGACGACCCGGACCUGGGCAGCGCCUUCCUCAAGUUCUCGGUGUUCACCAAGGAGCUGACGGCGCUCUUCAAGAACCUGGUGAGUGCGGGCGCGCCCUCGGAGCGGGCGCGGGGCGGGGGGGCGGGCGCGGGGGCGGGCGCGGGGCUCCCCGGCCUGCUGCUGGACCGGACGGUGGGCGAUCGCUCUGCACACACCAGGCCCCGUGGGCACACCUGA
Messenger RNA from Pipistrellus kuhlii (Kuhl's pipistrelle), 834 nucleotides. Its product is annotated as arf-GAP with SH3 domain, ANK repeat and PH domain-containing protein 2-like. The coding region runs from base 352 to 834 and encodes 160 amino acids. Lineage: Eukaryota; Metazoa; Chordata; Mammalia; Chiroptera; Vespertilionidae. The record is from RefSeq and is a predicted model, not a curated record. Gene Ontology annotation, molecular function: GTPase activator activity. The transcript is spliced from 3 exons. Gene Ontology annotation, biological process: positive regulation of GTPase activity.